Messenger RNA from Indicator indicator, 2233 nucleotides. It is a transcript of the gene ACOX3, whose product is annotated as acyl-CoA oxidase 3, pristanoyl. The transcript has 17 exons. Gene Ontology annotation, molecular function: pristanoyl-CoA oxidase activity; fatty acid binding; FAD binding. NCBI's taxonomy places the organism in Eukaryota, Metazoa, Chordata, Aves, Piciformes, Indicatoridae. Bases 1 to 2121 code for a protein of 706 amino acids. Gene Ontology annotation, biological process: fatty acid beta-oxidation using acyl-CoA oxidase; lipid homeostasis. Gene Ontology annotation, cellular component: peroxisome. The record is from RefSeq and is a predicted model, not a curated record.
AUGGCACCCUCACUGAACCUGAAAGAAGCCCCUGCCAACCGAAGCUCAUGGGAAACUUUGCUGCCAGAUUUCCCUAAAGGGCCACUUUGCAGCUAUCGUAAGAAGGCUUCCUUCAACUGGAGAGAGCUGGCAGUGCUGCUGGAUGGUGAAGAUAUCAUCCAGCUUAAGAACAGAGUCUUCUCUGCUCUGGAGAGUGAUCCUCUCUUUGCACAUCACCCUGGAGAAGAUCUGUGCCGUGAGAAAUACCAGGAGCUGACGUUCCUGCGCUUGAAAAGGCUCUUUGAGUAUGACUUUGUUACUCAACAAGAGGUCAUGGAGAGCCCACUGAAGAUACUCACUAUGGUAGCCUGUGUAGGGAUGUAUGACUGGUCUGUGUGUCUCCAAUACUGCUUACACUGUGGGGUAUUUGGAGGUGCAAUUUUGAGUGCUUCUAACAGAUUUGCAGACAUCAUGAAAAAAAUUUACAGCAUGGAGAUUUUUGGAUGUUUUGCUCUGACUGAACUCAGCCAUGGAACCAACACUAAAGGCAUCCGGACCACUGCCACCUUUGAUCCUAAUACUCAGGAAUUCAUCAUCCAUACUCCUGACUUUGAAGCUGCAAAGUUCUGGUCUGGUAAUAUGGGGAAGCAUGCCACUCAUGCAGUUGUGUAUGCCCAGCUCUAUACCCCUGAUGGGCAGUGCCAAGGAUUGCAUUCUUUUCUUGUACAGAUUCGAGACACAAAAACUCUCCUGCCAAUGCCAGGUGUGAUGGUAGGAGACAUAGGAAAGAAAGUUGGGCAGAAUGGGCUGGAUAAUGGAUUUGCCAUGUUCCACAACGUCAGGAUACCAAAAGAGAACAUACUGAAUGUGGCUGGAGAUGUCACAGCUGAGGGGAAGUACACAAGUGCAGUCCAGGAUGCCAAAGAGCGUUUCAGUGCAGCUCUGGGAUCCCUGUCCACAGGCAGAAUUAUGAUCACAGCCAUUUCCAUCACCAAUUUAAAGCUUGCCCUGUCCAUAGCCAUUCGCUUCUCAGCAGCCCGCCGUCAGUUUGGGCCAACCGAGGAUGAGGAAAUCCCAGUUCUGGAGUACCAAACACAGCAAUGGCGCCUGCUGCCUUACUUGGCUGCCGCAUACGCCUUGGAUCACUUCUCCAAAUCUCUCUUUGAGAACUUCAUAGAAUUUUAUGCAGGAUUGUUGACAAAGCAAAGGAGCCAGAGACAGGCUGAUAUGGGACGUGAGAUUCAUGCCUUAUCUGCUGCCAGCAAACCACUGUCUUCUUGGACUGCUCAGCAGGCAGCCCAGGAGUGCAGAGAAGCUUGUGGAGGACAUGGUUACCUUGCCAUGAACCGCCUGGGUGAGAUCCGCAACGACAACGAUCCCAACUGCACCUAUGAGGGAGACAACAACGUCCUGCUCCAGCAAACCAGCAACUAUUUAAUCAGCUGGAUGAGCUGCAUAAGAGAUAAAGCUUCUUUUGAAUCCCCUUUUGGAACAAUAAACUUUUUGCAAGACUACCAUCGUAUCCUUGGCUGGAAAUUCACAGCCAGCAGUGUUGAAGACUGCAUGGACUCCUCAGUUCCUUUAGCAGCAUAUCAAUGGCUGGUUUGCUACCUGCUCCGAGAAAGUGACCUAAAACUGAGCAAGGAGAAGCAGUCUGGGAGAGGUGACUUUGAGGCAAAAAACAAUUGUCAGGUGUACUACUGUCGGUCCUUAGCCAUUGCCUUUAUUGAGCAGACAGCCCUGCAGAGGUACCACGACUACACUCAUGACCCCAGCAUCCCACCUGCUCUGCAGCCAGUGCUGAAGAAUCUCAGUGCUCUCUAUGGGCUCUGGUCUUUAAGCAAACAUCUGGCUGUGCUCUACCAAGGUGGCUAUGCUGCAGGUGAACAUGCUGGGAGGUUUAUCCAGAAUGCUGUGCUGGAGCUGUGCUGCAGGCUGAAAGAUGAUGCAGUUGCCUUGGUUGAUGUCUUUGCUCCUCCUGACUUCAUUCUCAACUCUCCCAUUGGUAAAGCUAGUGGAGAGUUAUAUAAAAAUAUGUGGACAGAGAUCCUGCAAGGCAGCAAAGCUCUGAGCAGACCUUCAUGGUGGGCAGAAUUUUGUGUUAAUAAGCCCGUGGCAGGCAGGCUGAGGUCAAGAUUGUAAACCAAACAACCUGUAAGAGGCUGGAUGGGCCUGAGAUGAAUUGAGACAUCAGGAGAAAGGAGAACAUGUGUCAAGCACUGAAAAUGAAAGAGAGUUCUGUAGAGAAAUGCCA